Anolis carolinensis (green anole) is the source of this 2092-nucleotide messenger RNA. RefSeq lists its product as uncharacterized. Bases 222 to 1811 code for a protein of 529 amino acids. The record is from RefSeq and is a predicted model, not a curated record. Gene Ontology annotation, molecular function: nucleic acid binding; zinc ion binding. The transcript is spliced from 2 exons. Lineage: Eukaryota; Metazoa; Chordata; Lepidosauria; Squamata; Anolidae.
UUGAGUGUCAGAACCCUGCUACUAGAGCCUGGAUGUGGCUCUGAGUUUCAGGGUCACUGACAUUGAUAAGACACCUGCGUCCCAGGACUCGGAGGAGAAACGGCUGAUGGACUUGGCGGGGAAUUUGCGCGGGGUUUUACUGAGCGGGAAGAGACUGUUCAAAUGAGGGGGAGGGUAUAUAAAGGAGGGUUGGCCGGAGCCUCCCAUUCUUGGCUUUUCUGAUGUUCAUGUUUCCUACAGUAAAAGUUCCUGGUGAUACCACAGAGAGUCUCGUGUGUUCAUUCAGGAGUGGCUGUGGUGAGCUGACACUAAGCCAAGAAUACGGACACCAUCCCGCUGUAGCGGUGAGGUGUAACAUGCAAGUGGAGGAUGAAGAGCUCUUGGGCGCCGGAGGAGGAAGGUCGGAAAGGGCCACUCCCGAGACGGACGCUGAGUUCCACCAGCUGGCGGCCCUGGCGUCAUCCACCGCUUAUGCCCAGCCAAAUGGGGUAACCCAGAGGCGCGGAGUGGUGCGGGGAGAUAGCACCGGAGGAGAGGAAGGUUCACCUUCCCCAGGCCCGCAAAAGAUGGUGUUUCUGGAGGAGAGGAUGUCGGCGAUGGAGACCACCCUGGCAGUGAUGUCGAGGGCGAUGGAGCGCCUGGCGGUUUUGGCGGAGCCGGAGCGAGGAAGGGAACUCCGGGCUAGCUCAAUGUGGGACGUGAGCAUGGGAAGCAGCCAGGGCUUUGCAGACCUCCCAGCACCGAAGGGAAGGGAAAUGCGAAAGGAGCCCGGUGCCCGGCCCAAGAUCCAAACGAGCCUGACGCGGGUGGAGGAGAGUGACGACGAAGGGGAAAAGCCUCCGAGAAUCCCGGCUACGCUCCCAACUGAGACCCUGGUGCCCCUGGCGAAUGCCGGGCGUGGCACAGGACAAAGGGAAGCAGCAGCGGGGCCCACUGGCCCGCAAGGGGGCUUGCGACGGGCGGAGAAUUGGGGAUUGCCACCACAGGGACCCCUACCGAGACGAGAGGAACUAAGGAUCGAGUUUGGGGGAGAGUCCUCUGCACUGGAUUUUUUCCUGACCACGGUGAGGGGCUAUAUGGAGGACAAUGCCCACACUUUUAGAACGGAAUCCAGCCGGGUACGGGCCAUUGGUGCAGUGUUGAAGAGGGGAGCGGCCAGCUGGUACGUUCAACUACACGCGCGGCGCGACCCAUGUCUGGGGUCACUCCGACGCUUUAUGGGGGCCCUGGAGACCCGUUUCCGAGAUCCACUGGAGCAGAUCCGGGCGAGGGAGGAGUUGAAGACCGUCUCCCAGGGGCAGAGGUCGGUAUCUGAGUAUGCGGAGGAGUUCCAAUGCCUCGCUGAAAAGGUGCCGGAAUGGUCUGCAGUGACAAAGAUAGAACUCUUCAAAGAGGGGCUCAGGCGGGAGAUCCUCUCCUGGGCGGUGCAUCGUGAUGAGCCUGACACACUGCGCGGAUGGAUUCAGCUGGCGGGGCGCAUCGAGACAUCGCUGGCCCAGGCGAGGAGGCACCGAGGAGGGCUACAGCAGCGGCCGCAGAUGAAAGAGGGGAGCCGGAAGGAGGGAUCAACCCCAGCCGGGAGGAGAACGGAGCCGACAGGGAACGUGAGCACCAGCAGGAGGGGCUGCUUCGUGUGCGGCCGUUUGGGCCACAGGGCUGCCGAGUGCUGGCAGAGAAAAGGGGAAGGCGGAGGCCCGCCCAAACCAAGAGCCGUGGCAGGGAAACGCGCCGAGGAAGAACCACCGAUGAGGCACCACUCGGGGGGGUUGGACGAAGGGGAGGAGGACGCCAUGUCAGAACCCUGCUACUAGAGCCUGGAUGUGGCUCUGAGUUUCAGGGUCACUGACAUUGAUAAGACACCUGCGUCCCAGGACUCGGAGGAGAAACGGCUGAUGGACUUGGCGGGGAAUUUGCGCGGGGUUUUACUGAGCGGGAAGAGACUGUUCAAAUGAGGGGGAGGGUAUAUAAAGGAGGGUUGGCCGGAGCCUCCCAUUCUUGGCUUUUCUGAUGUUCAUGUUUCCUACAGUAAAAGUUCCUGGUGAUACCACAGAGAGUCUCGUGUGUUCAUUCAGGAGUGGCUGUGGUGAGCUGA